This is a messenger RNA of Paramecium sonneborni, 1360 nucleotides long. The record is from the annotation of a GenBank genome assembly. Lineage: Eukaryota; Ciliophora; Oligohymenophorea; Peniculida; Parameciidae.
AUGGAGUCUAUAAAAGGAAUGGAAUAGUUAGAUAAAAAUAAUAUCAAAUACUAAUUUGAAUCUUAGAUUAACAGAUAAUAGUAUAAUAAUGCUUUUGAUUAUCUUAAAUAAAAGCCAAAUUAAGUCUUAAUUAAACAAUUACACAUUUCAUUAAAUAAAUAGUAAAAAAAUUCCUUUUAACUAAUCAAUGAUUAAAUAUCUGCUGUAUUAAUAGAAAAGUAAAAAAAAAAUAAGAAAAUAUUGAUAUUAUAAAUGAAAAGAUUCAAUUUAGAAUAACUCUAAAUCAAGAAAAUACUUUAUCAAAAUUUCUUAAAGAUAUAGUUAUCUCAAUCCCAAAAAGAUAACAGAAUGCAUAUUUUAUCAGAUUAAAAUAAAAAUUGUUAGUGAAGGAAAACAAUUUAGAAUAUUCUAUUUCUAAAGUAGCUUCUAUGUCCAAAAAAAAUCUUGUAUUUUCAAAAAUUCUUAAUGAAAUCACUGAAUCAAAAUAAACUAAUAUUUAAACAAAAAUAGAAUAAAUAUUUGAAGAUUAGAUAUUUACAGAUUACGAAUUUGAAAUAGAAGUAGCUUAGAUUAAAAAUUUAAAUGAUGAAUAAAUAAAAAAUAUUUCGAAAGAAUUACUAAACUAAAUUGAAUAUUUUUGGAAUAUUUUAAAUUUUAAAUAACUUGAAGAUGAAUAAAAAUCAGAAAAAAAGUUUAACUAUAUGAAAAUGAGUGAUUUAUUAUUUUAUUUUUAGUUUUAAUUAAUAUUGUAUAAUAAUAAUUAACAAUUAAUGAGUAUUUAAACCACACUUUAAAGUACUUAAGAAGAAUUAUCAAAACUAAAUAUAAUAAUUUAGAAACUUUCAGAAUAAGGCAAUUUAGAUGAAAUAACAGAGGGAAUGACUAAUAAGGAAUAAAUUGAACUUAAUCUAAACUUAGCUUAUACUUUAUCAUCAAUUUAUUAUUGUAUAAUUACUUUUAUUCAUAUAUAGCAUAUUUAAAAUUAAACUAAGUAGAAACUUCUACUCAUCCUAUUAUGAAUGAACUUACAAGAAUAUAAGAAGCUUUUUAAAAAUACAUGCCUUCAUAAGUUAAAUAAAGUGAUUAAAAACAAAUGACUUUAAAUAAAGAGGCUGCUAAACGUCUUGUAUAACCAAACUUAAAAAGCUUAGAUGACAACCAACAUUAUUAAUAAAAACAAAAAAAAUUAAUAGAGGAAGAUAAAAAUAAUGCUACAAGACUUGAAUAACCUAUAGAUAUUUGGAAAAAUGAAACAGAUUAGUAAGACCAAAAUAAACAAAAAUUAAUAAGAGGAAAUCUCAUACCAUAAACAGGUCAUUUAAAAUGGAAAGAUUAGAUUGAAAAGCUAAUGAAAAAGUGA